GGAUAAAUCAACAUGUUAAUUCAAUUAAAGUUAUCUCCCUUAUUUAUUUUACCACCAUUUGCAGAAAUUUAUUCCUGGAGAAAACAACGUCUUUUUUAUUGAUUAAGCUUCAAGGUUAACAUUUAUCAUGACCCGGCAUUCACGUAAUUGUACUGCAGGAACUGUGUAUUCCUAUCAUGAGAGACAAAAAGAUCAGUCACAGUCAGGAUAUGGCAGUAAACAAUUGAGACUUGGUAAAGAUUCUGUUAAGGAGUUUGACUGCUGUUGUCUAACACUGCAACCAUGCCGAAACCCUGUUGUCACGAAAGAUGGAUACUUAUAUGACAAAGAAGCAAUCAUCAGUUAUAUUCUACAAAAGAAGAAGGAAAUUGCCAGGAAACUAAAAGAAUUUGAAAAGCAGAAACAGAGAGCUAAGACUGAAGCUGAAGAAAUACAGAAGUUAGAAGAGCAAGAAAAAGUGAAGAAAUUUUCCAGUCGAACACUUGAAGCUCCAUCCCUCAAAACAAAUCAACCAGGUACCAGUAAUCAAGCAUCUGUGUCUAACAUGAAGGAUGGAAAACAUAAAGAAUUACCAAGUUUCUGGGUACCCAAUCUCACCCCUGAUGCUGGGCCAAAAAUCGAGAAGAAACCAGAUGAGAAGGUACGGUGUCCAAUGAGUGGCAAACCAAUCAAGCUGAAAGAUCUGAUAGACGUUAACUUCACAGAUAUUAAAGACAGAGAUACCAAAACAGCCCUUAUAAACAAACAGGCAAGAUAUGUGUGUGCAGUGACCAAUGAUGUUCUUGGUAAUUCAGUUCCAGCUGCCGUGUUACGUACAUCUGGAUGUGUAGUGACCAUGGAUUGUGUGGAGAAACUCAUCAAGAAAGACAUGUUGGAUCCUAUAAAUAGUAAAAAAAUGACAGAAAAAGAUAUCAUUGUACUACAGAGGGGAGCAUCAGGAUUCUCAGGGUCAGGUCUUUCAUUGGAGGCUAAGAAAGAGGGUGCGGCAAUGCAGGCAUAAUGCAGGGGAUGAAAGAACAGAGGCAGGAAUUGUUUCUUAAAGACAUCAUGGUUUUAUAUAUUUAACUGACUUACUGAACCAUGAGAAUUAAAUGGUACAGAAGAUUUAGUCUUAAAGUUAUUAUUCAAGAAAAAUACUAAACUAUCUUACUGAUAAAGUUUUAAGACUAUAAACCCCGAUUGGAUUUUAAGUAUUAUACGCCAAGAAAUGAUACUUAAACUUCAUAAUCAGGAGGCAGAUUUUAUUGUUCAUACAGAGAUUUAUUUUUGGAAUAAAGGUACAUGUAUUUUAUCACAUCAUUUUGAUACAAUGUGAAGCUAUUUUUUCAGAGACUUAUAAAUGGAAGCACUGUGGUCAUACAUAAACUACAUGUAUUUUUGUUUGUUUUCUUUUAGUCACGGUGAAUUUGUAGUAUAUGUAAAUCCACUUCUUCAGUUAUUAGUUAGUAAUCAAGUAAAUUGAUUAAAGAUUUUAAAAGAUCUCCUGAUGACAACUGAGUAACUAUAAAGACCCAGUUCUUCUUAUGCAUGCUGUUUCAAGUGUCUUGGUUGACAAAGACUUCUAUACAUACAUAUUCUAAUACAUGUAGUUAUGAUCUUUUCAAGGGUACCUUAAAAUAAGGGAACAAAGUUUUUAAAAAAAAAAAAAAAUUAGUAAGAAUUUAUGAAUAUUGACAGUCCAUAAUUUGUGUGUUGCAUAAUUAUUAUCUAAUUAAUGCUUAGCCUGCCAGUGGUAACAGAUUCUACCAAUGCAGACCAAGAUCAAGGAAAAAUAAGAAUAAAAGCAUUUCUGGCACAAAAUGGGUCUUUAAGUUAAUAGAAUUUUUUUUGUAUGAAAAUUAAAAACAAAAAAAACCCUGAUAAUCUGUAAAAAAAUCUAUAAAAGAUGUACAAUGUAUCAAAAUAUUUCCAUGUUUUUAGCUGCAGUUUUCAACAAUAUUGUACAAAGUUAAAAGUUAAAAAUUUAUUCAUAUUUUCAGGUCAUUGUACAUACAUGUAUAUUUUAUUGAUAUGUAAUAUCAACUUUAUGCAUUACAUUUUUAAACAAACAAAAUUUCAAUAAAAUAUGACACAAUAAA
Messenger RNA from Ruditapes philippinarum (Manila clam), 2078 nucleotides. RefSeq names its product nitric oxide synthase-interacting protein-like. The transcript has 10 exons. The record is from RefSeq and is a predicted model, not a curated record. Gene Ontology annotation, molecular function: ubiquitin protein ligase activity. NCBI's taxonomy places the organism in Eukaryota, Metazoa, Mollusca, Bivalvia, Venerida, Veneridae. The coding region runs from base 128 to 1000 and encodes 290 amino acids. Gene Ontology annotation, cellular component: nucleus.